Messenger RNA from Oryzias melastigma (Indian medaka), 2521 nucleotides. RefSeq names its product solute carrier family 13 member 3 (gene slc13a3). Gene Ontology annotation, biological process: monoatomic anion transmembrane transport; citrate transport. The transcript is spliced from 13 exons. Gene Ontology annotation, cellular component: membrane. NCBI's taxonomy places the organism in Eukaryota, Metazoa, Chordata, Actinopteri, Beloniformes, Adrianichthyidae. The coding region runs from base 169 to 1989 and encodes 606 amino acids. Gene Ontology annotation, molecular function: citrate transmembrane transporter activity; sodium:dicarboxylate symporter activity; succinate transmembrane transporter activity. The record is from RefSeq and is a predicted model, not a curated record.
GAAAAUUGACUUUUCUGUUGACCAACAACUACAGGAGGAGUUAACCUGCAGCAAAAUGGUUAAUCUUCACUGGUGUGAGUCACAGGCUUCAAAGUGCUGCCUCACAAGCUCCUCUCAGCCAGUCUGGAGUGCACUUUUCCCAAACGGAGCAAAACUUUUGCACCAGGGAUGAAACUGUCUGUAGUGUCCAAGAAGCUGUGGUGCGUCCACAAGCAGCUGCUCCUCCUGCUCGCUCCUCUCGUCUUUCUGCCUUUGCUUUUUACUCUGCCAGAAAAGGAAGGAAAAUGCCUUUACGUGGUGCUUCUUAUGGCUACAUUCUGGUGUACAGAGGCCCUGCCUCUGGCGGUUACAGCAAUGCUUCCAGUCUGCCUCUUCCCAACUCUUGGAAUCCUUCCAGCCAAAAAAGUCUGCCCUCAGUACUUCAUUGAAACCAACUUCCUCUUCCUCAGUGGUCUGGUGAUGGCCUCGUCCAUCGAGGAGUGGGGUCUGCACCAGAGAAUAGCUCUGAAAGUCCUCAGCAUUGUUGGAGUGAAACCAGCCUGGCUCAUCUUGGGGAUGAUGUUGACCUCAUCCUUCCUUUCCAUGUGGCUUAGCAACACAGCCACCACGGCCAUGAUGCUGCCCAUCGCUAAUGCCAUUCUGGAGAGCCUGUUUGGUGACCUGGAGACCCUCAAACAAAAGUGUCAAUCACCGGAGGAUCCAGAGAGCGCUUUGAUUAAUGGUCAGUCCUCCAUGAAGCUGCAUUCACUGCCAUCCGUACCCUCUGAAAAACAGAUACUGUCAAUGGACGGGCCGGAUGUCCUGGAGCAGACGGACCUGAGGACAGCUGAGGAGACCAGAUCGGAGGCUCAGUAUCAGAUGAAAGUGUGGAAGGGAUUUCUGAUCUGCAUCCCCUACGCGGCCAGCAUUGGAGGAACCGCCACACUGACGGGAACUGCUCCGAACCUCAUUCUGAUUGGACAACUGAAAAGUUAUUUCCCAGACUGCGACCUCAUCAACUUUGGCUCGUGGUUUGCAUUCGCCUUCCCGCUCAUGCUUCUCUUCCUGUUUUUGGGCUGGCUUUGGAUUGCUUUUCUCUACGGGGGCUUAAAUUCAAGGUUGUGCUUCAAAAAGCAUGACAGCAGGGCGCAGGCAGAGGCCAAAGCCCAGGCUCUAAUAAUUGAAGAUUACAGAAAACUUGGGCCCAUAAACUUUGCAGAAGGAGCCAUCGCUUUCUUUUUUGUGUUAUUUGCUGUCCUGCUGUUCACGAGGGAUCCCAAGUUUGUCACCGGUUGGUCUGUGUUUUUUAAAAAAGGGUACGUCUCAGACGCCGUCACUGGCGUGAUCAUCGUCUCCAUACUGUUCUUCUUCCCUUCGCAGAAACCUUCUCUGAGAUGGUGGUUCGACCCACAAGCUGCAAACACUCCUUAUGUUCCCCUUCUUUCGUGGAAAAAAGCCCAGGAUUCAGUUCCCUGGAAUAUCAUAAUGCUCCUAGGCGGAGGGUUUGCCAUGGCCAAAGCUUGUGAGGAGUCCGGUCUGGCCUCCUGGAUCGGAGCCCACCUCCAGCCGUUGGCUGAAGUCCCUCCUGCUGCAGCUGUGAUGCUGAUCACAGCUUUUCUGGCCUGUUUCACCGAGUUUGCCAGCAACACUGCGACAAUUAUCAUAUUUCUGCCGGUCAUUGCUGAACUGGCAAUGCGUGUUUCUGUGAACCCUCUGUACUUCAUGAUACCCGCGACGGUUGGAUGCUCAUACGCGUUUAUGCUCCCGGUCUCCACACCUCCAAACUCCAUAGCCUUUGCAUCCGGACAUCUCAUGGUCAAAGACAUGGUAAAAACUGGCUUCGUCAUGAACAUCCUGGGCAUCCUCUCCGUCUCUUUGGCGAUGAACACGUGGGGCGUCGCCAUGUUCAACUUGCACAGUUACCCAGAAUGGGCUCACCCUAUAAACCACACUGCUGCUAUUGCUCUUGUACCCCUUUCAUCUGUGCCGCCGCUCAAUGCUACACUCUGACUGCACUCCUUUUAGUGGAAAGCACAUUGGUGUAUGAGAUUUAGAAUAUCCAUCAUUCGACAGCAACGAAGGUCUGAAUUUGUCCCAAAGCUCCAAGAGCUUCCGCCGGUACUGGAAAAAAACAAAAGAUUCCAUCAUAAAUGUUCAUGCUGUUACCGUUUUGGUCAAUCCAAGUGUUUCAGAAAUGCUUUGGGGACGAUAUUUGCUUUUUUAUUCCUGAUCUUCAAUUUGAAUUGAAAGUUUGUUUAAAAAAUCCAUUUAGUUUCAGUUUGGUGUCACUUUUGUUACUUCAAGGCUGACCUCUGCUGGGAGGACAAGAGGAACUUCUGUGAAUAACUAUAAAUACACUUCUGGAUCAAACUAGCAAUAAUAAAACCUGUUUAUUAAUUGUAAAUGACAUAUGAUAAAGCCUUUACACUGAUAUCUGAUAGAAACAAAAGCUGAAAUCUUCCUUUUAAUAUGAGAAUGUUGCUAUACAGUGGUCGACAGGUUUUGCAAUUACUGUAAUAAACUGAUUUGAAUUGUGAAAUUA